AUGUCUGACACCGAGACAAAAGACCCCCUUCCCAGAGAUCCAGCUCUUUUGGAGGAGCCUGUAGAUAAUUCAGACCUUGUCAGUGAAGCAAGUGACAUUAGUGACAUUAGCGAAAUCAGCGAUGUCAGUGACACAGACAUUUUCAACCAUGUGGCCACUGUUCGUCCUGCUCAGUUUCUCAAAAACACAAAGUUCAAUGUGGACGAUGAACAAACUAAUACUGAAGAUGACAAUAUAACCUACGAUUUAAAUCUUGAAAAUAUAUCUCCAACAUAUGAAAGCGAUCAAAGCAACAUUUCGACGUGUCUCUCCAGUGAAAAGGAACCAGAACCAGAACCAGAACCAGAACCAGAACCAGAACCAGAACCAGAACCAGAACCAGAACCAGAAUCAAAACAAGUCCAUGACUCGUUUGCUGAAAAACGACGCGAGUCAAACUCCAGCAUAAAAACAGUACGACCUGUCAUGUUUGAAGUUCCAAAACCAGAAGUCGAAACAAUUAAGAUACAGCCAACAAAACCUGAUGAGCCUGAACAACGACAAUACAAAUAUGGUUACAUCAAACCCACACAACAAACAAAUGACUCGUUUGGUAUCAACCCUGCAGAACUCGUGCUCAAAUACGGCGAUGUCAAGAAUGAAGACUCAAUCAUUAUCAAUACUGUUUCUGUGAAAAAUCAAUCAUCAUUCAGUCCACAAAAGAAAAAAUCUGAUAUCUCUUUCGACCAAUCUUUCUCUUUCUCCAGAUCUACAAGCAGAGGAAGUAAACAAAAGGGUGGGAUUGUUGGAUCAAAUCUUUUCAGCAGACUCAAAACCCCAAACUCCUCCUUUUCACAGCAAUCAGAAAAAUCCAUUCUUACUUCAGAAAAACCACAACAAUUAAAGUCUAUCUUUCCAGUGGAGCCUAUAACCAAUGGAUUCAAACUUAACGGCAUUGAAAACAAAUCAUCCCAAGUCACAAAGGAGACACCAAUCUCCACUAGUCCCUUUAAAUUCAAUGGCAUUUUAAAUGACAUUUCUAUAAAACAGGCUACAGAUGCUUCUACACCUGAGCUCUCAAACAAUUUUUUUACAGCUCCAAGUCCUGAAAUAAACUUUGCACCUUCAGCAAACAAGUUGGAAAACUUUAAACCUUUAUUUGAUACUGAUGCCCCAAAGAUUGAAACUGAAAAGCUGCCAAAUAAAUCAAGUGCAUUUGAAUUUUCCAACUCUGCUUUUGGCCAACUUGCGAAAUCAGAAGAUACUUCAGCUAAAAUCUCUCCUAAAAAGCUCACAUUUACUACGUUGAAAAACUCAGUUGGUUCCGAGUCUACCUUUAGUUUAUCUGGCCAACCUAAAUCUGAAAAGCCAACUCAAGCAUCUGCUCCGGAGAUUUCAUUCGGUCAACCAGCCUUUGGUCAACCAGCCUUUGGUCAACCAGCCUUUGGUCAACCAGCCUUUGGUAUACCUAAGAAGCAAGAGAACCCAGUCAAAAACUCAGUUUCUGAAACUUCAACCGUAACUUUUGGCCAACCAGCUUUUGGUCCACCUGCAUUUGGCCAACUCAAUAAAUCAGAAAAUCCAGUCAAAAAUCCAGUUCCUGAAGCUUCAACUGUAACUUUUGGUCAACCUGCCUUUGGUCAACCUGCCUUUGGUCAACUUAAUAAGCCAGAAAUUCCAGCCAAAAAACUGGCUCCUGAAACCUCGACAAUUACUUAUGGCCAACCUGCUUUUGGUCCAUCAGCUUUUGGUCAGCCAGCUUUUGGUCAAAAUAAUAAACCAGAACAACCAACCAAAAAACCAGCUCCUGAAAUCCCAACUGUUACUUUUGGCCAGCCUGCUUUUGGCCAGCCUACUAAAUCCAAUGAUAAAGCCACUGCACCUAAAAAACUUACUUUUAUACCAUCGAGAUCCCAGGAAGACACAAAUUCUACUUUUGGAAAGUUUCUCUUGGAACAGCCUACGACUGGCGAAUCUAUUAAACCUGAAAAGCCUUCUGAGGCCCCUACUGGAGCUUUGAGAUUUGUUUAUAAGCCACCAACAGAAACCUCAAAACCCUCUUUGGGCAAUCCUGCAUUUGGCUUGCCUUCUUCCAUCAAGUCCUCUUUUGGUACAUCUCUUGCCGAGGCUAAACCCAGUUCUAUUAGCAUUCCCUCUAGCGCCCCUAAACCAGAUGCUCCAACCAACCCCUUAAAAUCUUCAUUUGACUCAGCCAAGGCCGAUAUCUUUAAACCUUCUUUAAAGGCAUUUGGGGCCUCUAAGCCAGACCUUCCAAAAGUUAUUUCCAACAAUAAGCCAGCUUCAUCACUACCUGAAACGAAGCAAACACUGCUUUCAGCAACUGAAAAAGUCACUCGCAUAAAUACUCCGGAAAACGGGUCACCCACAAGACAGCAUCGGUCUGCAUUUGGUGGAAUCUCGUUGGAAAAACCCCCUUCAUCUAGCAUCUUUACGCAAUCGCCAGGGCUUCUCACUCUCAAGUCGUUUGAAAAAUCAGAAAAAUCAGAAAAACAAGAACUCCAAUCAGAGCCUAUAUUCCCGGCUCAAGAUAAACACAAGAAGCUAACGAUAUCGCCUAAAGCUACAAUCCACAGAUACGAUAUCAAAUCUUCACCUAGCCGCUCGCGAACAGAUAGCAAACUGGAGCCCAAGGUUGAGCCCAGGAGCAGCAUAUUAAAAGACAAGACAAAAGAGAAAGAUACUGCUAAAAAAGAAACUCCAGAAAAAGACACCAAAAAAAAGCCAGAGCCAUACAAUGUCCGUUAUUACAACGAUCCCAACAUUCCAUAUACGCUCAGCUUAUAUGUCCAAGUCUUUCUUAACUUCAUGCUAGCCGCAACUCUUCUUUAUUUUCUUUACGGGUUCUUUAGCACUAUCAAUGCCGACGUUGACAAGCGCCUCAGCGAGUACUCUUCUGAUAUUCUGUCUGAAAUUGCAGAGUGCUCCCGGCAGUAUCUCCGCAACAAUUGCAUGCCCGGGCGCCGGGUGCCUGCAAUGGAAACUCUUUGCACAGCGUGGGAAAAGUGUAUGAACCGUGAGUCGGCGACGGUAGGUCGUGCCCAGGUCUCCGCGGAAACCUUUUCUCAAGUCAUUGAUAGCUUUGUCAAGCACUUGUCGUUUCGUACAUGGAUCAUCUUUUUUGGCGGAUUCAUUGUGGUUUUUAUUCUACCAAACGUUGCUCUUUCAUCUUUCAGAGCAGGAAGACCGGUUCGUCUGGUUGAAAAGAAGGAGAGAAAAGAAGAAAAUGUCUCGAAGACCAAGGAUCAUAGUAGUUGGGAAAUGUAA
Magnusiomyces paraingens is the source of this 3264-nucleotide messenger RNA. RefSeq lists its product as uncharacterized. Gene Ontology annotation, cellular component: nuclear envelope; nuclear membrane. The coding region runs from base 1 to 3264 and encodes 1087 amino acids. Lineage: Eukaryota; Fungi; Ascomycota; Dipodascomycetes; Dipodascales; Dipodascaceae. Gene Ontology annotation, biological process: nuclear envelope organization; lipid homeostasis. The record is from RefSeq and is a predicted model, not a curated record. The transcript has a single exon.